AUGGUGGGGAAGGCCAAGCGCCCGCGGCUCCACCGCGCCGCCCCCCGGCCCUGGCCGGCUCGGGAUCCGCCACCGCUCCCUGAGCCCGGCCCCGGCCCCGGCGCAGGCGGCUGGAGCGCGGCGGCCGGCAAGGACUGGGACUUCUCAUCUUCUGGUGUCUUUUCCGGGCUGAAGAUUGACCCCGAUACUCUGGUAAAAAAGCUCGACUUGGACUCCAGAAGCAUCAUUUCCUCCAGAACAGGUCUAGAAGAAAAAACGGUUCUUUCCAAAAAAGAAAAAAUGAAGCUGAGGAAAGAAAGAUGGCUACAGAAAAUAGAAAGUGUGAAGCUAGCCAAGCAGAAGCAAAAAGCCGAAGCAAAGCGGAAAGCAACACCCGUGGUGGGAGACAUGCAGCCGUUGAUGGAAGCCCUACCUGAGCUCUCCGACCUGACCACGGGUGGCAGGGGCAGGAAGCCACCCAAGAGCCACGUAAAAGCAAAGGCAGAACCGGCAGACUUCUGUCUGAUGAAACAAGCUCAGAAACACCGGCUCUUAGAGGAGGAAGUGGCUCGGUUUCAUGAGGUCAUCACCAAUCCCAGGUACAGAGCCAACCCCUUCAUGGCCAUCAGCGAGCAUCUCUCCAAGAGGCUGAGGCAGGAGGAAGAAGGUAAACCCCUCUAGGUUGUCAGCUGGGACCAAACGUGCACGCUGGAGCUGGUGGGAGGGCUCCGGGCUGCAAAGGAGCACAUCGCUAACAUGACUUCUCAGCCACUUCAGUCCUUGGAAGCAGUUCGGCGAAUUAUUAAAUCCAACAGUCCUGUUUUCUGUCUGCAGGAAUAAUGCAGUUCUCUCCUGACAGUGGCCGCUGCUUCUUGGCAAGCAGCCCGCAGAGAGCAGGGUGUU
Molecule: messenger RNA, 882 nt
Organism: Gymnogyps californianus (California condor)
Lineage: Eukaryota; Metazoa; Chordata; Aves; Accipitriformes; Cathartidae
Gene: SLX9
Product: SLX9 ribosome biogenesis factor
Exons: 6
Coding region: 1-660 (219 amino acids)
Biological process (GO): maturation of SSU-rRNA from tricistronic rRNA transcript (SSU-rRNA, 5.8S rRNA, LSU-rRNA)
Cellular component (GO): nucleolus; preribosome, small subunit precursor; 90S preribosome
Source: RefSeq, a predicted model, not a curated record